This is a messenger RNA of Chenopodium quinoa (quinoa), 1899 nucleotides long. Its product is annotated as cytochrome P450 89A2-like. The transcript has a single exon. The record is from RefSeq and is a predicted model, not a curated record. Bases 108 to 1712 code for a protein of 534 amino acids. Gene Ontology annotation, cellular component: membrane. Gene Ontology annotation, molecular function: iron ion binding; heme binding; oxidoreductase activity, acting on paired donors, with incorporation or reduction of molecular oxygen, NAD(P)H as one donor, and incorporation of one atom of oxygen. NCBI's taxonomy places the organism in Eukaryota, Viridiplantae, Streptophyta, Magnoliopsida, Caryophyllales, Amaranthaceae.
UUUUUUUUUUUUUUUGUCUUUUGAAAAUUGAUAAAUCAGAAAUAUACCCUUGAACAAGAUGCUUGCUACCAAAAUAUGCAAGAAUUCUAAACAAUUAGAGAACAAACAUGGAGCUAUGGUUUGUGAUUGCUGUAACAACAUGCAUUGCAGCCUUAAUACUCACUUACCUAUCCUUAAACCUGAAACUGAAAUCGAAAAAAUGGCCCCCAGGACCCCAAUAUGUGCCAAUUAUUACCAUGAUUAUAUGGUUAAGAAGAUCAUUUGCAGAAUCACAAACAGCCCUUAGAGCACUUACCUCAAAGUUCGGUCCAAUUGUCACGCUCUCAUCAAAUCCUUCACGCCCUGUGAUAUUCAUAUUCAAUCGCGCUUUAGCCUACCAAGCUCUAGUUCAGAAGGGGGCCUUAUUUGCUGAUCGACCUGAGCCACUUCUUAUUCCUAAGAUACUUAGCAGUAACCAGCAUACCAUCACCUUAGCAGGUUAUGGGCCUUUGUGGCGCAUCCUUCGUCGCAACCUAACAUCACAUAUCCUCCACCCUUCUCGAGUCAAGGACUUCUGCUUGGCUCGUAAGUGGGUCCUUGACAUCCUCCUUGAUCGUCUCAGGGUUGCUAGUGCUAGCUCAGGCUCAGAUUCGGGUGUGGUGAAAGUGAUGGAUCACUUUCGGUUUUCUAUGUUUCAUUUACUUGUAGUCAUGUGUUUUGGGGAUAAGAUGGAAGAAUCUCAGAUCAAAGAGAUUGAAGCUGUACUUCAGAAGUUAUUGACUUCCUUGCUUUCUCGCUUUCGAGUACUUAAUUUCAGGCAAGCUUGGUUGACAAGGAUUUUGUUUCGAAAACGCUGGAAUGAGUUCUUUAACUUGAAGUAUAAACAGGAAGAGGUGCUUAUCCCUUACAUCAGAGCACGGCAGCAGCAGCAUCAGAAUGCCGAAACUGCAGAUGAUAAAAGCGAAAGUACAACGCUAAGUACUUGUUAUGUGGAUAAUUUGCUGAGACUAGAAAUCCCAUCUAGUAAUGAGGACUCUACAGCAGGAACAAGAAAGCUGACAGAAGAAGAAUUAGUGUCUCUUUGUUUUGAAUUCCUUAAUGCAGGAACUGAUACAACCUCGACGACUUUGGAAUGGAUAAUGGCAAACCUUGUAAGGCAUCCAAACAUCCAAACUAAGCUCUUUGAAGAAAUCAGAGGAGUCAUAGGAGAAGAAGCAGAGGAAGUUCCGGAAGUUGCACUUUCGAAAAUGCCUUAUCUCAAGGCUGUAGUAUUAGAGGGACUAAGACGGCAUCCCCCAAGUCACUUUGUCUUGCCUCAUGGGGUGACACAAGAGGUGGAAUUAGGUGGUUACACUAUACCGAGAAAUGCAUCCUUAAAUUUUGCUGUUGCUGAGAUAGGUAAGGAUUCUGAGGUGUGGGAUGAUCCCUUACAGUUCAAGCCUGAGAGAUUCAUGGGGAUGGUCAUGGACCGCGAUAUAGAUCAUGAAGAGUUUGAUAUCACAGGAUUUGGAAGCCUCGAAUUAAAGAUGAUGCCCUUCGGUGCAGGAAGAAGGAUUUGUCCUGGCCGCGGAUUAGCCCUGCUUCAUUUGGAGUACUUUGUAGCUAAUCUGAUAUGGAAAUUUGAAUGGACUGCUGUAGAUGGAAAUGAAGUGGAUUUAUCUGAGAAGCAAGAGUUUACCAUUGUAAUGAAGAAUCCACUUCAUGCACAAAUUUCUCCUAGGAAAAUUAAGUAAAGCAGCCCUUUUGUUUAUAUUGGUCCAAAAUUCCUCUGAUUCAGAGCUACAUUAUAUUAUACUUCAUACUAGUUCAAUCUCUCAACCUACUUGGUUGUUAAAAAUGACCCAAAUUUUCUAUUUGCAUCUCGGAAAAAAAAUAAGUACUUCUGUGUUCUGAAUAAUACUCCUGGCCUCCAUUUUCUUA